GGCCGGGCGUCCGGAGCGGCGGUCCCCGUCAGUCCCUCGCCGCCCUGCUCCGAGACCAUCGCCCCCGCCGACGACAUGGUGCUGCCGCAAGGCCUGCUCGUGUGUCAGACCCUCCAGAUCAUGUUCGCCGGCACGCCGUACGUGAUGUCGCUGCUGCCGCGCGGUGACUGCGCGCUGUGCUGCCAGACCGUCCUGGAGGACGACAUCGUGUUCACGACGCACUUCAGGACGGGGGCCUCUCUGCGCGCCGGGGUGGCGGCCGGGGCGCCGCAGCUCGACCCCAACAAGCCCACCGUGGUCUACGUGCACGGCUUCACGGAGCAGGGCAGCGGGGCCAGCGCCUCCACCAUCCGAAAAGCGUACUUCGCGACGGGCCGCGACGUCAACUUCGUCACCAUGGACUGGUCGCGCCUGUGCUCCUUCCCCUGGUACUCCAACGCCGUCGCCAACGUCCCCGUGGCCGGCAGCUACCUGGCCCGCUUCCUGGAGCGCCUGUUCGAGGACGGCGUCGACCCCGCCACCACGCACGUCGUGGGCUUCAGCCUGGGCGCCGAGGUGGCCGGCGUGACCGGGCAGGAGCUGCAGCGGCGCUACCGCCUGGGCCGCAUCACAGGAUUGGACCCGGCCUUCCCGCUGUUCCGCUGGACGCGGCGCGACGGCCGCCUCAGCGAGGACGACGCCCAGUUCGUGGACGUGAUCCACACGGACGCCGGCGGCCUCGGCGUGCGUCGCGCCAUCGGCCACGCCGACUUCUACCCCAACGGCGGCAGGCCGCAGCAGCCUGGGUGCUCGGCCAAGGAGCUGCGCGAAACGGGGCACUACCCGCACGAGUUCCUGACGUGCAGCCACACUCGGGCCUGGGUGUACUACGCCGAGUCGGUGCUGCGGCCCGCGGACUUCGUGGCGCUGCGGUGCGAAUCGCAGAGGGACUUCCGGUCCGGCCGGUGCGAGCAGGACCUCCUGCGAGCCAACUUCCAACCAGCCAACCAGACCGUCGUCGCCGCCAUGGGGCUGGACGCCCCGAGGAGUUGCCGCGGCUCGUACUUCCUCGAGACCAACGACCAGUUCCCGUUCGCGAGGGGGCUGAGCAUCCGCAGCGCGGAGAACCUCGACGACCUCGAGUAGAGCGCCUGUGGAUCUGCGCAUCGGCAACCCCAGCGCACGCGCGCUCGACGGGUCGCCUGUCUUCGGGCGCUCUCUCUCGCUCACUCUAUUCUGCCCACUCUGACAAAGCCUUCGUGCCUCCACUGUACUGCUACUUUCCCACCACUCGUUACGAAUAAAGAUACUGUUUUUUUUAACUUUU
Molecule: messenger RNA, 1306 nt
Organism: Thrips palmi
Lineage: Eukaryota; Metazoa; Arthropoda; Insecta; Thysanoptera; Thripidae
Product: lipase member H-like
Exons: 7
Coding region: 76-1125 (349 amino acids)
Biological process (GO): lipid metabolic process
Molecular function (GO): lipase activity
Source: RefSeq, a predicted model, not a curated record